CAACUACUUUUUAUAUAGUGAAUAUUUUGAUAAGUACAUUUGUUUGAAUAUAUGUUUUUACUGGUUAUAUGGCAGCAGCAGAAUAAACUAGUUUUUAUCUCUUUUAAUCUGCCAAACAUUAUUCUAAAGGCUUUGAUAGUUCAGGGAAAAAACAAGAAAAGGUUAACGUUAUCCUUGUCUGUAAGUCCAAAAAAUAUUGCGGUAUUAUAGAGAGUAUAGACAUGUUGCACGUAGCUUUUGUGUCUGAUAAGUGAAACCAGUGUAUGCUGUAGAGACUGUUAUCUGUCUAAUGGCCAAAAUUCUGGCCAAUUCUUUUGAAGAAAUCUGGUUGUAUAAAAAGUUCUGGGAAAAAUAGCUCGUGUCACUUGAUCUUUGACCGCUGUGGGUUCAGUUUCUAUUUUCAGUUCUUACUUAAUACAACAUGAUUUUCAUUUUGUAAAUUAUGGUCCCGAUAAAUGUGCAGACAGAAAGUAGUGUUUAUAUAGAGCUACAGUACGGUACACAAGUCUUGAGCUCAUUUCUUUAUAUUUUACUAGGAAAAUGGGAAAUCGGUGCAGAUUGAACGGCAAUGUUUGGUGUGACUAGCUUUAUUCUUCAUCACAGCUUGAAGUCUCUUAGGCAAUUUUCUUGUCAUUUGUUGAAGUAGUCUGCAGGAAUCGUUCACCAUGCUUCUUGAAGGACAUUCAAAACUUUUUUGGGGAUGUUGGCUGCCUUUUGUUCCCACUCUGCUUUACUAGUGUACAGUCUGGACUUUGGGGAGGCAAAUCCAUGUCUAAAAGUGCUGCACAUUGUCUUUUUAAUUUAAUUUAUUGCAUUAACAGCGCAUUUGAAUCAUUGUGAUGCUGAAAAUUGAAACUGUUGCCAUUCGGAUGCUUUCGAGAUGUUAUUGCAUGGUGGCUCAAAAUCCAUCUGUUGUUUUCUGAAUUUAAAACUCCAUCUAUUUUGGCAAGAUCCCCCAAACUACUGGCUUAAAUGCAGCACCAAACCAGGAUGGAGCCUCCAAAGUGUUUUGCAGAUGUCUGUUGACACUCACUGUCAUAUCACUUUCCUGACUCCCUCUGUACUGAUGAUGAUUUCAGCCAAAAUUUUCACUUUGUUGGAGUGUUUCAUUGGCCCUGCAGGGGAACCUCCUCUUGCUUGAGGAGAUUUAAGGUGUCACAGAUCAGAGUUUAGUAAAGGCCAAAGUCUGUUAGAGCUCAGGUGACUGCAGCUGUCUGACCUCUGAUCAGCAGCAUAGAUAUUGACAAGGACAAGAGCUGUGUGUGUUUAUGUGUGUAUAGAGCCCAGAUGUACAUCUGACCCAGGAUUUAUUAUCAUCUCUCCAUAGAGUCACAACCUGGCUCAGCUGACUACAGGUCUGCAUUUUCUUUUCUAUUCUCAGUUUUAUGUAACACUCCCAUCUUUGUCCCUCUUCUCCUUAUAAGCUCUCCCUGGAGAUUUUGGUACCACACGCCCAUCUGCUCAUGUCCCCUGUCCAGCUGUCCAGGUCGCAAGCCAUGGUGACAAAUGGGCCAAACACUGUUACUUACCUUUAAACAGUGGAAGAGGAAGUAUACAUUUUUUUUGUUUGUUUUUAGGUCCUAUGCAAUGCGUAAAGACAGAAUGAUAAAAUUAAAUUAUAAACCUUUUCAAAUCAGAGGUAUUAUCAGCAAAAUAGUUAAGCAAUAAAAGUAAAUUGGCAUUGUGUUCAAUGAUCUUUAAUAAACAGCUAUUACACUAUUUAAAAUGACGAAAUAAUAUGGAUAAUACACAAGAUAGUUAAUAACUGGUUUGCAAACCUUCUGUCGAUUUAGCUUCAAAAGAAGCAGCGUCUAUGUGUGGCUGAUACUUGGCAUCGAGUUUUAGUGGUGACAUAAUGACACCGAACCAAUGUGAUGAAAGAGUCUCUCUGCGCUCUCUGGAUGAUGAAUUCUGUUUGUCUGUAAUUCCAUGCUGUAAAUCGGGCGCACAAUGGAAUUAUGGUCUGCGUGGGGUUUUUUUAAAUUUCCAUCUUUCUAUUUUGGAGCCAUGCCAUUAUAACACUCCAAUUCUUGUUUUUUUUUUUCUUUUUUUUUCUUUUUUGCACACAAACCCUAGGAACACGCGCACACACUAAUCAGGGACAGCACGCACACAGGAUGGAUCCUGUUCUUUAAUAAAAGGGGGAAAAAGAAAGUAAGACUUUCCUCACUUUCCGUUAUUUAGAACUCAUAGAAAGCUCGGGUGGGUUGGAGACUUUCCUGGUGUGUUUGGUGCCCGAGGUCAGAGUGAGCGGUGUGCCGCGUAACAGAUGCCGCACGGAGAAAUAAGCCUUUAAUACCCACAGGACUCGGGAAGGGGCAACUACACUCAACUCACAUCAGCGACUUAAGUGAAACCCUUCACGCAACUCUCGCAGUCUCCGGUGGUGUCCUCGGCGUCGCGGUUCUGAGAAGAAAUUGCAUCCUCACGCUCAAACUGGCGCGCAGGGAACACGCGUAUCUGUUGCGCUGAAGAGCAUCCUCGGAGUUAUCCACCUGAGUGGAGGGAGAACCACUCUCAUGGCAUCCUUGCCCAUUUGUUUACUGGAGCCAGGUGAAUGGUGAUUUGAAGUGGUCGUUACAGCCUUGGAAUAGCGCUACAGGACACCUUUAACUGCCAUGCCGCCCAAAAAGAAGGGAGAGCAUAAGGACACAGAUGUCGUUGAGGAAAGAAACGCCCAGGUGCAGCUGGAGAAAGCAAAGUACAAGCCUGUGGCAUUUGCUGUACGAUGCAACUUCUCUUACACGCCAGCAGACGAUGACAACGUCCCUGUACCAGGCCAGGCUGUCACUUUUGAGGCCAGGGACUUCCUACAUAUCAAAGAGAAGUUUAACAAUGACUGGUGGAUCGGACGGCCGGUGAAGGAGGAUGGUGUGGUGGGCUUUGUCCCCAGUCCAGUCAAUCUGGAAACCAUUCUUAUCCGUAGAGAAGUCCAAGCGAGGAAAGCUGCCAAGGCAUUAGCCAACAAAGCUGCAUCUCAGGUAGCUCAAGAUAUGAACUCGAAGAAAUAUACUCCUCCAUCACAAGCCAAUCAGCAGGUGAAAAAGAAGCCGGGGGAGCAGGUGGCUAUGUAUGAUGUAGUGCCUACAAUGCGCCCUGUGGUUCUAAUGGGACCAUCACUGAAGGGCUUAGAGGUAACAGAUAUGAUGCAAAAAGCACUAUUUGACUUUUUAAAACAUCGAUUUGAAGGCAGAAUUACUAUUACGCGGGUAACAGCAGAUAUUUCACUGGCAAAACGAUCCAUCCUCAACAACCCUGGCAAAAAGGCCUUAAUGGAUCGCUCCAACACCCGCUCCAAUUUAGAUGCUGCCGCUCAGAUCCAAGGGGAGGUGGAGCGUAUCUUUGAGCUCGCCCGCAGUCUGCAGUUGGUCAUUUUAGACGCAGACACCGUCAACCACCCUAUGCAGGUGUCCAAGACCUCCCUAGCUCCAAUUCUUGUCUAUGUAAAGAUCUCCUCACCAAAAGUGUUGACAAGACUGAUCAAGACCAGGGGGAAGUCUCAGACCAAACAUCUCAAUGUUCAGCUUGUGGCAGCAGACAAGCUUGCUCAAUGUCCACCAGAAAUGUUUGAUGUCAUCUUAGAUGAAAACCAGCUAUCGGAUGCCUGUGAGCACAUUGCUGAUUACCUGGAGUCCUAUUGGAGAGCCACUCAUCCGCCAGAGAUGGAGCCUGCCAACGCAGUGGUGGCCCAGCUGGCUGAGAAUACACUGCCUGCCAGUCCUACAGUAAUACCGGAUGAGCAGAGAAGCAAGAAGUCAGGUGCCCCUAAGAGGAAAGGCUCACGGGAGAACCAUCUAGACCAUGAGCCCCCUUCAGUCCCGGCUCAGGAGCAGACCGCUGAGGAGGGCCAGAGAGAGGAGGAAGAGCGGCUCCUGAAGACUGAGCCAAAAAGACCCCAGCACACCCACCACCAUCACCAUCACCACCACCACCGGCGGACGGAGCACCACAGCCACGUCCAGCACAGCCAGACUUCAGGUGGCAUGGAAAUACAGUCGAGCAGGGAUUACGCCUCAAGGCCUCCUCGAAGGUACAUGCCCGAGGAGAGGGAUGGCGAGGUGGACGAUGUCCUAAAGGAGGACGAGGAGGAGAUUUACUGUAACUUCCGGGUUCAUAACCACCAUCAUCACAACAGUAACCACCAGCACCAUCACCACCACCACCACCAACAUCAUCGUGGAAACAUCCAGCCAUAUGUUGGGGAGGACUACGAACAGGAGCACAAUGAGCGCAACCGGCAGCACAGACAUCACCAGCAUAUUCCACCACGGACACACCACACAACGGAUCACUAUACUGCACACAACCAUCACAGCUACCACCACUACCCAGGCAGAGACCGGGAGAGAGACAGGGACAGAGAUAGGGAAAGAGAAAGAGACAGAGAUAGAGACAGAGAUAGGGAUAGGGAUAGAGAAAGACAUAAGGACAGGGAAAGGGACAGGGAUAGGGAUCGAGGUAGAGAUAGAGAUAGAGAUAGAGACAGAGAUGCUCGACAGUGGCACAGAGAUUCCUAUAUACACUAGUGACUGUUGUUUCUACUCCAGGUUGAUGCAUGGAAUUAUGCUUCUCACCUUAUAAUGCACUAAUGGGCAGGGCAGGUUAUGUCUUCUUUGUAGUCAAUGUUUCUCCUCAUAUUGCAUUUUUUAAAGAUUUACCCUGUCCCACAUGCACACAUCUGGUUCUUUCUUAUUUUAGCUCUUGUAAGAUAAAAUUUUUUGUAUGUUUUAUCCUAAGUCUUACGGCUCCAUACGUGUUUUGGCACAAACAGUGGUCAAGGUUAAACUGCAUCAGAACACUCAUGACUCGCUCUAGUCUAGUGUUCACGAUAAUAAUUUCAUAUAUAAUUUCAGUAUCCACUAAGGUUACUUUUUUAAUUUGUCAUGAUCACAGCAGCCAAUAGAUUUGUCUGACCAUCAGUCCAAUAUCAAAAGAUGCUCAGUUUACAGUAAUUCAGAAUAGCAGCAACAACAAAAAACAUGUAUUAUGUUUUGAUUCAGUAUACAGUAGCUGUGACAUCAGACUAAAAUGUUUUACUGUGACUUUGUUUUGAUAUUGUGAAACAUUAUUUUGUGUCAACUUGGUUCUUGAACCAAACAAAACAAUCAGUUUGGAAAUGUCACUUUAAGCUAUGGGGAACUGCAAUUUGAAUCUUUAACAUUUUAUUGACUAAAGAGUAAAUUUACUAAUGUAUAAAGUGGCAGGUUAAUCAAUUAAACGAAAUCAUUAGUUGCAGCCCAUUAAUGUUUAUCUCCCUUAUCAGACAAUUAACUAACUCAUUAAAUGCACAAAAUGUGAAAGAAAAGUUACAACAAUGAAUGUUGUAUUUUAGGAUAUUUUUUUCUACAUAUCUGCACAGUGAGAUUUUUUUGUUUGAUCAAAUGUUCAUACAACUGUGGCGAACAACUGACUUGUGCAUUUCGGUGUCACAUCUUCAUUUAAAUUGGUGUGUCCAAAGACAAGUUAUUUUAAACACUGUUAUGAAAAGUCAAACUAUUUUUCUACAUGAUUUGAGAGUGAAGUCACUACUUUACUUCCUACUUUUUACACUGGUGUACAAGCAUAUUUACUGACUUGUGUUUGCUGUGUCUGGAAGCAUGAAUAAUCUUUUGGUGACACUGACCUGUGCUAUAUGCUGGAUACUCUAUGCAUCUUCUUGUGAUAAAAUAUAUUGCUUGAAUACAAUCUCUAUGCAUUUGUACAUACUUCAUAAUUGCCUUGUUAAGUAAAUGUAAGGAGAACCAGAGAGCCUCUUGCACUGUUUGGUAAGACUUUGGUAGAACCACAGACUUUAACAAGACGGGAUUGACUCUGUUCCUUUUAAGACUUUUUUUUUGGGCUAUCUUUGUUUGUUUGUUGGUUGGUUUUGUACAGCAUUCAGAAGUUAAUUUCGACAAAUAUGCAUUCUAUUAUUGAAAAUCAUUAAACUGUAAAAUGUGUUAAAUGA
Messenger RNA from Haplochromis burtoni (Burton's mouthbrooder), 5947 nucleotides. RefSeq names its product calcium channel, voltage-dependent, beta 2b (gene cacnb2b). The coding region runs from base 2619 to 4526 and encodes 635 amino acids. Gene Ontology annotation, molecular function: protein binding; high voltage-gated calcium channel activity. Lineage: Eukaryota; Metazoa; Chordata; Actinopteri; Cichliformes; Cichlidae. Gene Ontology annotation, cellular component: voltage-gated calcium channel complex. Gene Ontology annotation, biological process: neuromuscular junction development; regulation of voltage-gated calcium channel activity; calcium ion transmembrane transport. The transcript is spliced from 14 exons. The record is from RefSeq and is a predicted model, not a curated record.